UUAUCGCAGAUAUUGGAGCCACGCGGAUUCGCUGUCGUGAAGCUAGACGACGCUACGAGGAAUCCCAAAAUCAUUUGUAAAACGAGCCGUUAGCUUCUUCUAUCGCUCAUGCCAAUCACAUGUAACUCUCUUACCGGUGACAGAAGUUACACUGCAAUGGAUCGUACGAGUAUUGGAAAUUCAUUAGGGAGAAGUUUAUCGUCUCCACGAAAACGCAUGUCAAUCGUUCAGUCGAUGAAGAAAAACAAUUCUACAAUAAGCGUAUCAGGCCGAUCAAAUCAGUCAGUACAAAUAUUAUGUAAAACACUGAAUCAUGUUGUGGAAAGCUUUGGUUCUUCGUUACCCGUACUGGUUACAGAAGCAUUGACAUUUGUAGACAGAAAUACCACUGUCAGCGUUAACAUUUCAGUGGAUGGCUGGGCUUGGCUUGUAUGUGGCCGUAGACUGCUUGUUUGGCAGUGCAAAACUACCAUUCAUGAUCCAAAGCAAAGGAGGACCUUCAAAAGCCAAUGUAGAGAAUUGUUAUUACCUCAAAGUGAUUUAGCUCAUAAAGCAGAAUGCAUUGCUGUUUGGUUACCUGCAGGCCAUCAGGUACCUAGCUGUAUGGCAGUUUCUCCUGAAGGCAUAGUACGCUAUUGGGCCAGUGUUGCACAUGAGGGAUCUUCUGUAGAGACAAGCGCAGAGCUUGCCGGCCAAGAAGUCGGUUGCCUUACUUACAUACCUGGUCAUGGAUGUAUUUUAGUUACAACUACUUGUACAAUAGCAUUGUUACAACCACAGUUUGUUAGUGGCAAAAACAGUGUGACUUGUCAAGUUCUUAGAACAAGCCAAGGAUGGUUAGGAGGCAUAGGACGUAGAAUGACCUCUCUCAUUUUUGGUGCAAUACCUCAGUCUCCAGUUACAGAAACGAAAUUGGUUAAAGUUACUUGUACGCCUCUAGGGGACAGAGGGUCGAGAGUCCUUAUUUUAGCGGGCUCUUCCUUGCAAUAUUGGUCUUUCCCUCAGAAUGAACAAGAAAAAAUGGAGUUCGAUGAAGACAUCGGUCAUAUCAUUUCACAAACAUUUCAACGAAAAAUUUGGGAAUCGAGCCAAUGCAAUCCACAGAACAUAGAAACUUGGUUGAUUGAUAUGCAGCCUUGUAACGAAGGAAUAGUGUUUUUAAUGGCAGCUCAUGAUAGAGAUGCCUUGCCUUGUAUCGAAUUUGCGCUUGGUUUAAUACAGUUAUCGGGCACAAUGUUAGCUAAUACCUUUAAAUGGUUUAUACCAAUCAAAACUGAAGGUAUGACGAUGUAUCAUGACGAUAUUGAGUCAAAUUUAGUUUCUUAUCGUUUUAUAUUAUGUGGAUGGGAAGCCAUCAUAUACAAUCAGUCUGAAGUAUACGUUGUUAAUUGUAUAUCAGAGCAUGAGCAAGAUAAAUUUGAUUUGGUGCGAGGGGAGGACAGUAUUCUUGGUGGCGCGUUAUGUUCAGGAACACCAGUUCUUUUCACGAAGAAUUUCGGGCUUGUCUCUAUCAUGCCGACAGAUUUUAUUUCGCAAGAUUUUAAUAUGAGUUGCUCCGAUAACGUAAGUCCAAGUACGGAGUACAAUUAUCGGCCAAGUUUGACCGCGCAGAACUUUACCAGUCUCAUUAGCAACGAAGAAGUCCAAGACAUGUUUUAUAGUUCAGAUAACGCUAUGCAAUUACGUGCUGCGUUCCUGCUUAGCCUACGACAAAAUAAAGCUCAAGGCGAAGAAAUAUUAUCGCAACUUUUUCCCUUGCAAGAAGAACCUGUGAUGGAUAUAGACGCCAAUCUCGAUACACUAAUCUUGAAAGUAGCUAAGGAUUUGAUAGACGAUUAUCCGGCGAACGAUCCACGAUGGUCGAACCACAGAGAUUUGUCAAUGACAAUAAACGCAGUUAUUUCUAUGCAAAUACCUAAUCAAUUAGAGGGGAAGCAGAAAGCUUUAGACUUAUUUAUUGCGUUUUUGAAAGAACAUAAUUUAUGGGACAGGUUCUGCGCAGUUACGUAUAGAGGAAUAAUCAUGUCUACGCCGCAUGUUCUUGGAGAAUACGCAGAGAAAAUAGUCGCAGCACUGACAAUAUACAGUCUUCAAAAUAGAUAUCCAGACAUCGUCGACACGAUAAUGGAGCAAACUUUAAGCCCUGAAGCGUACGUAUCUGAUGAAUUAACAGCACGCGAUAUUUUUUAUCGCGAAGUAAGUACCGUACAUCGAUUUCUCCCAACAUUAGUGAACAAUGCAUCGGAGAUAACUCAAUCUGAGAGGCCCAUUCAACAAGUAGCACAUUACAUAAUGCAAGUGAACGCUGUAUUAUUAGGCAUACUGAACGAAGUGGUCAAGUAUCGACAGCACAACGCUGAGCGCUUUGUUCCUACGAGUUGUUCGAAUGGUAUAACUGAGUAUCUUCCAUGGACGGCAGCAGUGGGAAAACAUGGAUUGAGGAAUUGUCUCACCACGAUGUAUAAUUUAACACUUAAGCAUGGGAUAACCGGAACUAACGACACGACUGUGAGGAAUGAAUUGUACGAACAAUUAGUCAGUUACAUAGACUUAAUAUUGGAUGGUAGAAAAUGUCAUUUGGAAAGUAUCAGAGGCACGGAGAAGUUCGAAAUACUUUUGAAGCAAUAUGAAACUGAUAGGAUGAACCUGAUCCAACCAUUAAUAAAAGAAGAGCAAUACGAUAGCGCUGCGAUGUUAGCCGAGAAGUAUUGCGACUUCGCAUCGCUUAUACAGAUAUGCGAGUUGACCAACAACAAAAAUCGCUUGGACGGGUACAUGAAAAAAUUCGCGGCUCAAGAUUUUGUAGGAUUUUUAUUCUCAUGGUAUGUGAAAGACGGUAGACAGGGUCAACUAGUAGAAAAAUGUAGACGCGAUGGUACAGUCGAGUUGUCGGAGAAAUUAGCGGAACAUCCAACCUUGUCGUGGGUGCAGUCUGCACUUACGGAUGAUUUGCGUUUUUCAGCUAACACGCUUCAUUCUUUAGCGAUUCAGGAAGUGGAAUUAGUAACGCGUAAAAAGUCUAUGCUUUCUUUAGCAAAAUUGGCUCUUCUCGCCUCAGACGAGCCUGAGGAACAGGUGAGAAAUUCCGUAAAGAGAAUCAAUAACGAAUUGUCUUUGGUAGCUCAUCAAGAAGAUUUACCAACACAAGUACUUAGAACGUACGGUUACGACGUAGAGAAAUUACGAGUGUUCUCAGCAACAGAAUUAAUCACGUUAUACACGUCCGAGGAUAACGUUGACGCCAACGAGUAUGAUUUCAAGAAAGCUCUAGAUUUACUUGAAUAUGUGGAACAAGAGGAUGAAAAGACGUCGCUAAAAUUACGAGUUUGGGCACGAGCCGCGAAACGAGAUCAAUGGGACACGGUGGAGAAGAGUCCCGAGCAACAAGUACAGGAAACGAUAUUUUUCAAACUGAUGGAUCUCGCACACUUCAUGGGUGGCGAUGUAAACGAAUUUCUCCCACCGGUUGAUGCGCUUCUAGUAGAGCCCGAAUUGGGAAGCCUCGCCGCAUCGAGCAAUUUUCAAUUUCUGAUCAAGUUCGUUUACGAGUACGCUUAUAGCAAUUAUUAAUCGACUGUAAGUAACAACAGAAUUUGUAUUUUUUUAAGUAAUAAAUAUAUUUCUAUGUACUGAAUUACAUUUAAAUAUGAAAGCGA
This is a messenger RNA of Ceratina calcarata, 3656 nucleotides long. It is a transcript of the gene Nup133, whose product is annotated as nuclear pore complex protein Nup133. Gene Ontology annotation, molecular function: structural constituent of nuclear pore; protein binding. NCBI's taxonomy places the organism in Eukaryota, Metazoa, Arthropoda, Insecta, Hymenoptera, Apidae. The coding region runs from base 109 to 3570 and encodes 1153 amino acids. Gene Ontology annotation, cellular component: nuclear pore outer ring. The transcript has 19 exons. Gene Ontology annotation, biological process: transcription-dependent tethering of RNA polymerase II gene DNA at nuclear periphery; poly(A)+ mRNA export from nucleus; protein import into nucleus. The record is from RefSeq and is a predicted model, not a curated record.